UAAAUGUCUCCAAAACGAAAAUUUUGAUAUCACAAGUUUGUGUGUCAUCGGCAGCAGUCGUCUCAUCAGCAACAUGAACACUUUCUACGUAUUCGCCUUUGUGACGGUGGCCGCAGCGGCGGCGGCGGCACCGGCGGCGGCGCCACCAGCAGUGACUGGAGAGGCGAGCGCAGCUGCGGGAGAGACGCGCGACAAGCGCGGCCUGGCGGGCGAGGCGCUGCUGGCGCCCGGUCUGCACGCGCCACUGCUGGGCUACGAGGCUGGCCUGCUGGGCGCGCACGCGUCGCUCCUCAACCCGCACCUAGCGCACUCCCUGCACAACCCACUGCUGGCCUCCUCGCUCUACUCCCCCCUCUACGGUCACGGCUACGGAUCCUCGCUCUACUCCCCGCUCGGCUACGGCUACGGCUACGGCUACCCCUCCGGCCUGCUCUCCCCAUAUCUGGGCGGUCACAGCCCGCUGCUGGCCUCCCCCUACCUGGGCGCGCACAACCCGCUGCUGUCCUCGUCGCUGCUGGCGCACGGCGCUCCCGGCCUCACCAUCGUCAAGUCCUCCGGCGGCCACUCCAACUCUAACGGCCACGGUCACGGCAAGCAGAACUCCGAACAUUAAGUAGCUGCCAAAAUUUUGUUAAUUAUUUAUAUGUUUUAAAAUAGUAACAAAUUUUUAAAUACAUAUUU
Messenger RNA from Papilio machaon (common yellow swallowtail), 681 nucleotides. RefSeq lists its product as uncharacterized. The transcript is spliced from 2 exons. NCBI's taxonomy places the organism in Eukaryota, Metazoa, Arthropoda, Insecta, Lepidoptera, Papilionidae. The record is from RefSeq and is a predicted model, not a curated record. Bases 74 to 613 code for a protein of 179 amino acids.